GGGCAUAUCAUCAUGAAUCUUCUUGCAGAGUUCAGAAAUUAUCAGUAUACCUUGUCAGUUCAAGGUUGGUGGUUGAUAUGGAAGUUUAGAAAACCGGCAUAAAAAUUCCCAGCAACAGAUAAAAUGAGAUGAUGAAAGCCAUGAACAAGUCCAAUGAGCAUGUCCUGGCAGGAGGUGCCUGCUUCAAUGAAAAAGCAGAUUCUUAUCUUGUGUAUGUGCAGAAUGAUGAUGGAAAUGAUCAGACCCAGGCUAUCAGUAUUCACAAUCAGCCCAGAAAAGUGACUGGUGCCAGUUUCUUUGUGUUCAGUGGCACUCUGAAAUCCUUUUCUGGAUACCUUGCCAAGUCCAGUAUUAUGGAAGAUGGCGUUAUGGUCCAGAUCACUGCAGAGAACAUGGAUUCCUUGAGGCAGGCACUGCGAGAGAUGAAGGACUUCAGCAUCACCUGUGGGAAGGCGGACGCAGAGGAACCCCAGGAACACAUCCACAUCCAAUGGGUGGAUGAUGACAAGAACGUUAGCAAGGGUGUCGUAAGUCCUAUAGAUGGGAAGUCCAUGGAGACUAUAACAAAUGUGAAGAUAUUCCAUGGAUCAGAAUGUAAAGCAAAUGGAAAAGUCAUCAGAUGGACAGAGGUGUUUUUCCUAGAAAAUGAUGACCAGCACAAUUGCCUCAGUGAUCCUGCAGAUCACAGUAGAUUGACUGAGCAUGUUACCAAGGCUUUUUGCCUUGCUCUCUGUCCUCACCUGAAGCUUCUGAAGGAAGACGGAAUGACCAAACUGGGACUACGUGUGACACUUGAUUCAGAUCAGGUCGGCUAUCAAGCAGGGAGAAAUGGCCAGCACCUUCCCUCGCACUACAUGAAUUAUCUGGACAGCGCCUUGGUGCCAGUGAUCCAUGGAGGGGCCUGCCAGCUCAGUUUGGUCCAAGUGACUGCUCAUGAACAUACGGGAUCUGGCUAA
Messenger RNA from Chlorocebus sabaeus (green monkey), 956 nucleotides. Its product is annotated as zinc finger FYVE domain-containing protein 9-like. Gene Ontology annotation, biological process: transforming growth factor beta receptor signaling pathway; endosomal transport. The record is from RefSeq and is a predicted model, not a curated record. Lineage: Eukaryota; Metazoa; Chordata; Mammalia; Primates; Cercopithecidae. Gene Ontology annotation, cellular component: early endosome membrane.